Molecule: messenger RNA, 624 nt
Organism: Thelazia callipaeda (thelaziosis nematode)
Lineage: Eukaryota; Metazoa; Nematoda; Chromadorea; Rhabditida; Thelaziidae
Source: the annotation of a GenBank genome assembly
AUGGCAUCCAGGAAAACUUUGAAUCGAAGGCCUCGUCCACAGCGUGCUACGAGCAAUGUAUUUGCUAUGUUUGAUCAGGCUCAAAUACAGGAAUUUAAAGAAGCUUUCAAUAUGAUCGAUCAGAAUCGAGAUGGUUUCAUAGACGUUCAAGACUUGCAAGACAUGUUUGCAUCUCUUGGAAAAGAAGUGAAUGAAGAUUUCUUGGAAAAAAUGAUCAGUGAAGCUCCAGGACCCAUCAAUUUCACAAUGUUCCUUACUUUAUUUGGCGAGAAAUUAACAGGAACGGAUCCGGAGGAGAGUACUGAUAUGGUUCACGUAUACACUGGAAUUGCAUUUUGGUGUUUUCGAAUAGGUAUCAAGAUUUUAUGUUAUCAUCUUUAUUAUUUGGCAGCAGAAGUAUUCCAGGUUAUAAAAAACGCAUUUCAAUGUUUUGAUGUCAGUAACACUGGUUAUUUGAAUGAAGAUCGUCUUCGGGAACUGCUGACGACGAUGGGUGAUCGAUACACUGAUGAACAAGUCGAUGAGUUAUUCCGUGAUGCACCUAUAAAGAAUGGUAUGUUUGACUACGUUGAAUUUACACGAAUGCUCAAGCAUGGCACUAAAGAUAAAGAUGACAACAACUAA